ACACACACACACACACACACACACCAAUAAAGGUAACUAAUAAAAGUAAUCUGAAUAAAAACAACAGGGUUACAGCACUUAGUGUUUGGAUGCCUAAUAAGUAACAAGGAUGCAACAGAACAAGUGGGACUGUCUAACACCCACGGAUUUGUGCGUUUAAGUAGUUCACAUGACAUUUACUUGGACCCUCUUUGAGCCAGUUCUAUUUUUGAGUCCAAGAUUUUUCUGGGUUAAUGUUCACCUGGUUGGAGUUUAAAUCUGUUAGUUAGGGCCACUUAGUGUACUUGAUGGCUAAGCUUUGUGCCACAUCCCCUGCUCGUCGCCAUAUUUGAUCUAGCAGCGGACGGAGUGGAGGAGGUAAACAGUAACUCGGCGGGCAACAACAGUGAAGCCGUAGUUGUCAACACGCGUACUACCAUCGACAGAACUGCUAUAUGUGUCAGCAUAAUUGAUUGAGUCCAACAUCUCGGGCAGAGGAGUCCGAGGCGCUUUGUUUUUCGUCGUUGUUCAGCUAGCCAGCCGGUAGCCAUGACUUCGUUGACUCAGCGGAGCUCAGGCCUCGUGCAGAGGCGGACAGAGGCCUCGCGCAGCGCCGCUGACAAGGAGCGUCCGUCCAGCCAGGAGGACCAUGAGCUCCGGCGGGGAGACGAGCAGGACGACGACGACACGGGAGACUCCAAAGAAACACGACUGACGCUGAUGGAAGAAGUCCUACUCCUAGGACUGAAGGACCGAGAGGGCUACACCUCUUUCUGGAAUGACUGCAUUUCAUCAGGGCUGCGUGGCUGCAUGCUGAUUGAACUGGCCCUGCGAGGACGCCUACAGUUGGAAGCCUGUGGCAUGCGGAGGAAAGGCCUGCUGGCCAGGAAGGUGAUCUGUAAGUCAGAUGCUCCAACAGGAGAUGUGCUACUAGAUGAAGCCCUGAAACACAUCAAAGACACACAACCACCAGAGACGGUGCAGAGUUGGAUCGAGCUCCUCAGCGGAGAGACAUGGAACCCGCUGAAGCUUCAUUACCAGCUGAGGAACGUCCGUGAGCGGCUGGCCAAGAACCUGGUGGAGAAAGGCGUCCUCACCACGGAGAAGCAGAACUUCCUGCUUUUUGACAUGACCACACACCCGCUCACCAACAACAACAUCAAGCAGCGCCUUAUCAAGAAGGUCCAGGAGGCGGUGCUGGACAAGUGGGUGAAUGACCCUCACCGAAUGGACAAGCGUCUGCUGGCGCUCAUCUUCUUGGCCCAUUCCUCAGAUGUCCUGGAAAAUGCCUUCGCCCCGCUGCUAGACGACCAGUACGACCUGGCCAUGAAGAGAGUUCGGCAACUGCUGGAACUGGAGCCCGAGGGGGAGAGCAUGAAGGCCAACACUAACGAGCUGCUGUGGGCCGUGGUGGCCGCCUUCACCAAAUGAGGCCACACAAAGAGGACGGCAGCUAGUUGUGGUGGGGUUCAAAUGUCAGUGCAAGUUGGGGGAGGAACGAGACUCGCCUCGACAAAAGUGACUCGACUGACUCGCUGAGUUUACUCCUGCCUGGGCUUUUGGAAUGGGCUGCUCCACAUAUACCCCCUUUUCUCUUUCUUUUCCAUUUCUUUUCCUUGUAGAUAACUCUCGUUUCUCCCUGUGGUCCUCUCUGUGCCAGAUCUGUCAUAUAUGCGUUAACUUUCGGAUAAAAGAAAAACAAACUCUACUCUUUGCGGAACUUGAAUCAGGUGGUUGGCAACGAUAUGGAUAGGGGAGAAACUGAAGCCAAGAUGUCGAUUUUUGUCCUCUUUUCUUUUCCAUCGGUGACAUCUUUUUUUCCCCAUCAAGUAUGUGUGCUUUAGGCUACUCAAAGUAACUAGCUAACACACCUCAGAAUAUAUCAGCCAACAACCUAGUGUACAUGUGUAAAUCCAUGUACAGGACGUAUAUACCAUAUAGGAAUAAAAUAUUAGCAAUUUCUCCUGACAUGUCUCUGAAACAAAUUUCCUCUGCCAAAUGUCACUGAAGAUAUAUAUUUUUUAUUUUCCCUCCUGUUAAUGAAAGCUGCUCUUAAGACUGGGAUUUUUUUUUUUUUUUUUUUAAAUCUGAUCUCAUGGCAUUUUAUGUGACUUUCACUACAAAUACUUAGAGACAGGGCCAGUCAAUCCAAAAAGCUGACUAUAUUAAUAUCUCUAUGGUUACACACUGUCAAAAUGUGCGAAAGUCUAGGUUUUCUACGGUUAUAUUGGGGAUUCUGGUCUACAAGUAGUAAUGUCUGCUGGACCCAGCCGCCUCAGUUUUCAUUCUUAUUAGCUUGUUAACCACGUGGCCGUUUCAGGUUUGUUUCCUGGGAUCAACAGUAGUUUCCUCUGAGUGUGUGUGUAUGGAACGCUGGUUUGAGUCAUCGGUUUGUAGGCUGGAUGCCAUUAGCCCACAUCGGUACAUCUUCACAUUAGUAAAGCAUUACUGCGAUUGGUUAGAAACAAUUAGUUAGCCACUAGGGCUGCUUUCCUGAAUGCCUCACAUUGACCUGAGCUAGCCAUGCCAACAACAGUUGCAAAAAUCAAAUGACAAGCAAAUACGAGAAAACCAUGAAUCUGUUAUUAUGAUCAUCUUAUCGCUCGUCAGCUUUUGAGUUUCUGUACGUUGCCUGGACUCGGUUCAAGCAACAAUAAAACACCUCAAUCAUUCAGUGGUCUUUUCCUUAAUUUGCAGGCCAGUGUCGCUUGACGUUCACUUGCUCUCGAAGCAAACCUCUUGUGUCUGUGAAUUUUGGAUUUGGGAAUAAGUAGAUGCAUUAUCUGUGUGCUCACCGAGGUCAGAACAAUCAAACAAUGGGGUCACAUUCCAGUUCUUAGUUGUAUAUAGAUCCUUCGUUUAUUCAUCCCCCAUCUUUGUCUUGGUUAGUUUUGAUUCCAGAAUGCAAAUCUUGGUUGCAUUGAGAUAUUUUCUUACAAAGAAUAUGGAUGAUUCAUCGUUAUUAAGAUGGCUUUUCCAAUUCUGUCCUCUCUCCGGGGUUCAGUCUCUUCAAAGAUUUUAUUUUUUUUUUUAACAUCGUGCUCCAAAACAGUCAAAGCCUUUUCACCAAUCACCAUAUCUUGCUCUUACUUUUUUUUUUCGUAAUUGCAUCACUUUUAUGAAUUUUAUUUUUACAGAUGCUUGUGUUCUGUUUUAACUGAACUUUUGCUACUACAUUCUGUUCUUUUGCUUUUUGUGAUUCAUUGUUCAAAUCCAUGGGUAUUGUGAAAGGCAAUGCUUUCUUAUAGUUUCCUUCCUAUAAUGUAUGUAGCAGGGCCAUAGGAGUGAUUAGUCAAGUGAUCAUGGGGAGAGGCGACCUGGACGUCUGUGCAUCAGGCAGUCGCCUCACAUUGUGGAGUACGAUUAUGCUAGAUUAUGUACCUGUCAUCCUUGUAAUAAAGGGACCUUUGAUCUGUGCAUUUUCUUUUACCAUAAAAAAAUAAACUAAGAGCUUGGAAGUGCCUAAUCAUA
This is a messenger RNA of Myripristis murdjan (pinecone soldierfish), 3450 nucleotides long. It is a transcript of the gene golph3a, whose product is annotated as golgi phosphoprotein 3a. The record is from RefSeq and is a predicted model, not a curated record. Gene Ontology annotation, cellular component: trans-Golgi network; Golgi cisterna; cytosol. Lineage: Eukaryota; Metazoa; Chordata; Actinopteri; Holocentriformes; Holocentridae. Gene Ontology annotation, molecular function: phosphatidylinositol-4-phosphate binding. The coding region runs from base 529 to 1410 and encodes 293 amino acids. The transcript is spliced from 4 exons. Gene Ontology annotation, biological process: retrograde vesicle-mediated transport, Golgi to endoplasmic reticulum; Golgi vesicle budding; Golgi organization.